AUGUCGUCGUGGUCUCCUUAUUCCACGCCAGAGGCCGAAGCGGGGGGCUCGGCAACUCUCGUCCUCCGGAUCCUGUCGGCGGCGAAGCGGGCGACGUCCUCGAAGCUCUUCGGAUCUGGGAGCAGCUUGCCCACGAAAGGCCGCGGCAACGCAAAGAGAAUGUUCAACAGGAAAGAGAUCUCCGAGAAUGAACCUAAUGCAAUCGAUGCAUCUUACUCGAGUGGUGAUGUGAUUCACGACUAUAGAUACAGUGCGAACGGGUUCAGUGCUUCGGCCCAUUGGCGGGCGAAAGGCCGCGUGGCAGCAACGGAGAAACUCCACGAGGAACGACUUAGGGACCGCCGGCGACGCCACCGACGACUUCAACUAGUCUCCACCAUUCGCCACUAUUUUGCAAAAGAGGCCCUUCUGUCUUCCAAAAUAACGUCGAACACCCUCUUUGCGUCGCGGCCACCUUUUACGGGAAAGCGGCUCCCGGAGCCGAAGAGCUUGGAGGACGUCGCCCGCUUCGCCGUUGACAGGAUCCGGAGGACGAGAGUCGCCAAGACCCCGCUUCGGCCUGUGGCGUGGAACAAGGAGACGACGUUGUCAUCCGUGAUGGAUUUGGCGGACCUGCCGGAGGCCAGCGUCCCACUGAAGGAGGAGGUAGCGGACUGCGCGCGGCGGUGGUUCCAGGACGCGCUUAAGGAAGCCAGGGCCGGUGAUGUGUCGAUGCAGGUCCUUGUCGCUCAGAUGUACCAUAGCGGAUACGGGGUGGCGAAGAACGAGCAAAAGGCAAAUGUGUGGAUUACAAAAGCCUCCAGAUAUCAGUUAGCAGUUCGGAAAGUCAGCGACAAGCAUCCAGGGUUUGCUUUGUCCAAGGUCAGUUCAUAUUUGGCCACUGCAUUCUUAGAUUUCUGUUUUGUUCGGAAGAUCCACUGUGUAUCAAUCAAUAAAGUUUCCAUGAGUUCCUGAAGCUUCAUGCAAUCCAUGACUAGUGAUCCAGAAUGUGUUUCAGGUCUUUUCGGCUAGAUGCCGCUUUUGUUACUAAGAAUUGUUUGAUGUUUCUACUUUUGUGAAUGUUUAGAGUUGUCGACCUUCACUCUAUCUUAAGGAAACAUUUUUGAAUGAAAUUUCUUGAUAAGUAAAUAUUCUGGAGUGUUCAUAA
Molecule: messenger RNA, 1147 nt
Organism: Musa acuminata AAA Group (dessert banana)
Lineage: Eukaryota; Viridiplantae; Streptophyta; Magnoliopsida; Zingiberales; Musaceae
Exons: 5
Coding region: 1-954 (317 amino acids)
Molecular function (GO): protein binding
Source: RefSeq, a predicted model, not a curated record